CCGCGACUUUCCAACAUGAUUUUUCCGGAAAAAAACCGAGAUAUUUAACGAAAUGUCCGCAUUCAUUAAAUCUGGAGUGCUGUGGAUGCCAUGACGCGUGUAGAGGACAGUUGACUGUCGCGAAAGGUUCGUGCAAGGCUUGCCGAGAUGUCUGGAGGGUUUUUGCAGUGUUUUUAAGUGUCAGGCGGAAAAAUGCGUUUUACGGGACUAGAAGUUGCGUUUUUAGUGUUUACUGUGGGAGUUUGUGCCUCCCAAAAGCCCAAUAUGGACAACAGGAGGCAUGAUGUUUACAUCGCUGGGUUUUUUCCCUUUGGACGGGGGGUGGAAAAUUCAGAGACAGGGCGAGGGGUCAUGCCCAGUGUAAAGCUAGCUUUAGAUCACGUAAAUGAGCAUUCUGCUAUUUUGAGAAACUAUAGACUGCAUAUGUGGUGGAAUGAUACCAUGUGUAACGCUGCCGUUGGGGUAAAGGCCUUUUUCGACAUGAUGCAUAGCGGCCCACACAAACUAAUGCUCUUUGGAGCUGCCUGCACGCACGUUACUGACCCUAUUGCAAAAGCUUCGAAACACUGGCAUUUAACACAGCUAUCUUACGCCGAUACCCACCCGAUGUUCACCAAAGAAAAUUUUCCGAAUUUUUUCCGCAUUGUUCCUUCAGAAAACGCUUUUAACUCCCCUAGAUUGUCCCUACUGAAGGAAUUUAACUGGACUAGAGUUGGCACAAUCUAUCAAAACGAGCCUAGAUACUCGCUAGCUCACAACAGAUUGGUAGCAGAACUGGACACUUUGGGAUACCAGGUGGUUGAAACUCAAAGUUUCACCAACGAGGUGAUAGCUGCUUUAACCAAACUAAAAGAAAAAGAUACCAGAGUGAUAUUAGGUAACUUUAACGAAAAAUGGGCAAGGGAGAUAUUUUGCGAGGCGUACAAACUGGAAAUGUACGGUAAAAAAUAUCAAUGGAUCAUAAUGGGCACUUUCACCUUUGAAUGGUGGAAAAAAAUGGACGUGGAUUUCAACUGCACGUUAGAGGAACUAGAACUGGCUUUGCAACAAACUAUACUGACCGAUUUGCUACCUCUGUCCACGAGUGGUGAAAUCACCAUCUCCGGAAUCACUGCAGAUGAAUAUGCCAUGGAGUAUGACUCGAGGCGAGGGAACGAAUAUUCUCGUUUCCAUGGUUACACUUACGAUGGUAUAUGGGCAGUUGCGUUGGCCAUACAAAAUGUCGCCCAUAAGAUUAAAUAUUUUCGUAGAAACCAAACUGUGAAUGAUUUUCGUUAUCGUGAUCCACUAUGGGAGAGGUUAUUUUUGGACGCCUUGCACAAUACUAGUUUUGAAGGUGUUACUGGUCCGGUAAGAUUCUACGAUAACGAGAGGAAGGCAAGUAUUCUACUCAAACAGUUUCAAGAGGGUAUUGAGGUCAAAGUAGGCGAAUACAGUGCUGCCACUCAACAUCUAGACCUCACACUGGGGGCUCCUCUGAAAUGGAUUGGAAAGUACCCACCAAAAGACAGAACUCUUCUGAUCAUAGAACACACCAGAGUCAAUAAAACUGUGUACGCCAUUUUGGCGUCACUUGCCUGCUGUGGGAUUAUAAUGGCGUCAGUUUUCCUCGGUUUCAAUAUCAAGUAUAGAAACCAACGUUACAUUAAAAUGUCGAGUCCGCAACUCAACAACUUAAUCAUUAUUGGUUGUAUGUUGACCUAUACCAGCAUCGUCUUUCUUGGUUUGGAUUCUGGGCUGUCUAGUAUAGAGGCCUUCCCUUACAUCUGCACUGCGAGGGCUUGGACUUUGAUGGCAGGGUUCUCCCUAGCGUUUGGAGCAAUGUUCAGCAAAACUUGGCGGGUACACUCCAUUUUCACGGACGUGAAACUCAACAAGAAAGUCAUCAAGGACUACCAACUGUUCAUGGUGGUUGGUGUACUGCUUUUCAUCGAUUUGGUGAUUAUGACCACCUGGCAAGUGGCAGACCCUUUUUACAGGGAAACGAAGCAGAUGGAAGCGUAUGUACGUUUACAUCCAUACAAUGAAGAUAUAGUCAUAAUUCCUGAAAAUGAAUACUGUGCAUCGGAAAGGAUGACAAUUUUUGUAGGAACAAUCUACGCCUAUAAGGGAUUGUUAAUGAUUUUCGGAGCCUUUUUGGCUUGGGAAACCCGACGUGUCUCCAUUCCAGCCCUGAACGAUAGUCGACACGUCGGCUUGUCGGUUUACAACGUUGCCAUAAUGUGCAUUUGCGGCGCUGCCGUCGCUUUGGUCCUCGUCGACCACCAGGACGCCAUGUUCUUGAUAAUCGGUGUUUUCGUGCUGUUCUGCACCACUGCGACCCUUUGGCUCGUUUUCGUGCCGAAAAUGCUCGAGUUGAGACGCAAUCCCGGGGGGUCUAUUGACAAAAGAAUUAGAGCGACUCUAAGGCCUAUGUCAAAGACCCGACGGGAUUCCAGCGUUUCCGAGCUCGAGACGAAGCUCAAGGACGUCAAAAGUUUGAACUCCAAGUUCCGCAAGACUCUGCUAGACAGGGAGUCCGAGCUACAGAUGUUAAUCAGAAGACUAGGCAGUGAGGCAAGGGAAAUUCUGGACUCUAGAACAGACUCUAUGAGUGAUACCAACCGUUUAUCAGUUCCUUUGCUAAGAAAAGAAGCCCCAAGUGCUACCGAAACAAGUGACAUAACGUCGCUGUGUAGUUUGAGUAGUCAAGAUUUCCAUUCAUUACACCAAAGCGACAGUCAAAAGAAAAAGAAGUUGCCUAGCACGGAAAGUCCGCAGAAAAUAAUCCCCAAACAAGAAGCGCCACCGUUGACAGAAGUGCCAACUAAAAAGCAAGUAAACGGCAACAUAGCAAUACAAAACAACAAAAACCUGGACUCGAAUUGCAACACCGUCAAAGAUGUGAUCCAAGAUAAAGACGAUGCGAUAGUACCAACGCCGAAAAAACAAAUAGCACUGGAGGAAAAACGAAAAACCCCAACGCACGAAAGACGUCCCAGUAAAGUCCCGGAUAUAGACUCAUCGACCUUGGAGAGAAUAGAGAAGUUGGAAAAAUUGGAAAAACGAAGAUUGAGCAAAAACGAUUUGAGCGAAGAUGAAAGUUGUCACCGUAGGGUCAGUAUUUCCAGCCAGAGGGCCACACCCAAAAAAAAAAGUGACUGCGGUACGCACGUGGUAUCCAAAAGCGAGCUAUGGGACACAGGGAGUCAGCAUAGAUGCCCAAAAAGUCACUCCAAAAGUAGCAGAGUCAGUAUAUCGCAGGAUGAAGAUGAUGCGCACAUGCACCGUUCAGUAUCGGAACGAAAUCGUCAUUCCUCGCAAAAAGAAAAACGCGAAAAAUCGCCCAUACUGAAGAAACAACAACAAACGGAAAUGCCCACGAACAUAUGCAACCAACAGUGCAACAAACUGGGCUACUUUCAGUCGACGCCCAACGUUGCCGCGUUGAAACAAACGACGGCAACGCCGAAGAGGGAUAAAUCGAUGUACAACGCUACUUCGGAAAGUGAGUUGUUGGAUCGGGAAAUUUUGCCGAUUUUUCAAAAGUUACUGACCGAAAGAAACAAGAGUCAGCAUAAUAUUGACUAUUCUUUCGGGAGGUCUUGCCCGAAUAUUUCGAUUAAGUGCGAUAUCGUGGAGUAUUUGUAAGAAAUUUACGUUGGUAACACCCUUGUGGAAAUUUUUCUCUGAGAAAGUAUUACUUUCUCUUAAAAAGUCUGAAUAAGUCUUAUUAAGUCAGACUAAUAGCAAGAUUUGGGAGUCUUCUGGAAGAGUUAAUAAGACUUUUUAAGACUUAAUAAGACUUUUAGUAGAGAAAUGGUAGGUACCUAUGGCGAUAAAAAUAAAUAUCCGAAAUAAUUCAUAGAGGUUGUAUUUGGUUAUAAUAACAUAGGUAAGAUGUAAUAAUUAUAACAAUUAUAAUUUUAUACAUACGAUGCGCUUGACAUGCUUUCAUUGUUUCCACCAUAGAAAAAGGAGUUGCCACUGUACGAUUUAUUUUAAUAGUUUCUUUUGAUACACGCAAAUAUUUACCUAUCUAAACAUUUUUACAAAUAAAUCUUUUAGACGUAAUAUCGAGAGACCAGCUCAGCUAGCUGACCAAUUAGAGCAUAGCUGACCUGUCAGUGGGACACAGUGUUGCCGUUUGCAAGUAUUUUACUCGAAAAUCGGGUAUUUUCGUAAUAUUUGCGGGUGAUUUGCAAAUUUCUAUCAAAAUAAUAACAAAAAAAAUUUUCAGUAAAUAAUAUUGUAUAUUUACUAAAUAUGCACAAUUAUUUUAUUCUAUCCUGUUACAUUUUUAUUAUUAUUUUAGUAUUUUGUAAUUUAUGGUCAGGAACUUUUAUGGCAACACUGUACGUAAACACGAAGAUCAACCAUGAUACAAAGAUGAAUGAAACACGAAGAUCAACCAUAUUUGUCUUAUGAGUCUAUCGAAAAUAUCAUGUCUAUAGACAUGAUAUUAACUCCUUUUUCUAUGGUGGAAACAAUGAAAGCAUGUCAAGCGCAUCGUAUGUAUAAAAUUAUAAUUGUUAUAAUUAUUACAUCUUACCUAUGUUAUUAUAUAGGUAAUUAUGCAAUAAACUUGGCUUAUAACAACAGCAAAAAUUUUAAUAAAUACUUUUCUCUACGACUACUUAAGAAUAGUAACAUUCUAGUGUAAUUUUUGAUCAUAGAAAGGAUGUUUUUCUGCAAUACUGUGCGAGAAUAUUCCUACUCUUGUUUAAGAAUGGUCACAAGUAACGACAUCUC
This is a messenger RNA of Brassicogethes aeneus, 4731 nucleotides long. NCBI's taxonomy places the organism in Eukaryota, Metazoa, Arthropoda, Insecta, Coleoptera, Nitidulidae. The record is from the annotation of a GenBank genome assembly.